Molecule: messenger RNA, 681 nt
Organism: Mesorhabditis spiculigera
Lineage: Eukaryota; Metazoa; Nematoda; Chromadorea; Rhabditida; Rhabditidae
Source: the annotation of a GenBank genome assembly
AUGGCAGCCGACAGGGGAAUCUUGCUGUCUAUUUUUAUUCGUAGCCACGGCUUCCGGAUUUUUGGCUUCAGCAUUUUCAAGCGUGUCACAGGCCGGAAGAACGUCGAAUUGCGAGGAUUGAUCAUUUUGGAGGACCCUGCCCAGACAGUGUUAUUCCAAUCGAUAUAUCUGAUCACCGGUAUCGGGAACCCGAUCGUUCAGAAGGUGAUGGACUACGCUGAAAUGUUUAAUAAGUCAGCCAACGCCUGCGGGAUGUGCAACGUGCAAGUAUCGUGUAGUCCGAGGUGUGAUUAUCAAGCCGGGGGAAACUCGUUCGGAGUUGUCGACCGGAUUUGUGACCUGCCAACGGAACGUCAGGCUUGCGCAAUGGGGGAUAGGGCAUAUGAUGCAUAUUCUGGUAGAUGUCAUGUGUGGCCACCAAGAGGGGUCACAUCUGCCGACUUCCUAGGUAUUCUCGUCCCCGAACCGAUUAGGAACCAAGUUUGGGCUCUAAAACCGUUGAACUGUAUCAGUAUCGACGGAAAAUGCUUUUGUUGUUGUUCUCCUUACACUCCAAACCCAUGUGAUGCUCAAUGCACGCUCCACCCCUGCUCACGACGAGCCAGUUUUUCUUCCACCCAAAUAAAAAUUCUGAGGAGAAAGUGGCUAGAAGCGAAAAAGGAUGCUGAAGACGAAGAAAAU